Molecule: messenger RNA, 771 nt
Organism: Penicillium daleae
Lineage: Eukaryota; Fungi; Ascomycota; Eurotiomycetes; Eurotiales; Aspergillaceae
Exons: 2
Coding region: 1-771 (256 amino acids)
Cellular component (GO): mitochondrion
Source: RefSeq, a predicted model, not a curated record
AUGACUCUCCGGCCGUCGCUCUUCUCGCGCUGGCUCGCGCAACCAGCAGAGCUCCUGCAACGCACCAGCCUUCGCGGAACCCGACUCUCCCCAUCGCAAACACUGGCCCUAACACGACAAGCCCUUCUGACCGGCCAAUCCAACUCAACAAGAACGACAACACUCACAACUCGACGCACCUUCGCCUCCCUAACAAGCCGCCUCAGCACUCCCACCCGAUCGAGUCCACCCCUCCGUCCUCGAACACUACACCUUCCAAGCCGCACCACUCGCCGCGCCAACUCCAACUCCUCUUCCAAUGCCCAGUCCACGCAGACCCCCAAACAAGGGGGCUCGCUCUCGGAGCGUCUACGCACCUUGUCCCGAGAAUACGGCUGGGCCGCGCUGGGGGUCUACCUGGGAUUAUCGGCGCUAGACUUCCCGUUCUGUUUUGUCGCGGUGCGAUUGCUGGGCGUGGAGCGGAUUGGGCAUUGGGAGCAUGUGGUGGUUCAAUCUGCCAAGGACGUGUUCCGGUCUGUUUGGCCGCAGAAGGAGGGGGAGGAGGAGGGUGGGAGGGUUGAAAGUGCUGGGGAGGGUGGUGCGCUUGUGCAGGCGGAGGAGGCGAGUAUGGAGGAAGCCAGUAUAUGGACUCAGUUGGCAUUGGCGUAUGCCGUCCACAAGACCUUGAUUUUCAUCCGUGUCCCGCUCACGGCGGCCGUGACGCCCAAGAUUGUCAAGGUCCUGCGGCGCUGGGGCUGGGAUAUCGGCAAGCGCAAGCCGAAGAGCACCUAA